UUCCUCCCUUCCUCCUAGCGUUUCUUUGAAUUUUACCCUCCUCCUCCUCCUCCUCCUCCUUCUUCUUGUUGUUUUCGUCCCGGUCGAAUUAUGGCCGACGCCGGUGCGGGAUCGGCCAGAAGGAUGUGGUGCUCGGUGCCGGAGCGGCUCCAGCUGCACAUGGCCAUGCUGGCCUUGCAGUUUGGCUACGCCGGGUUCCAUGUGGUCUCGAGGGCCGCCCUCAACAUGGGCAUCAGCAAGAUAGUGUUCAUCGUCUACCGGAACGUCAUCGCCUUCCUCUUGCUCGCCCCCUUCGCUUACUUUCUCGAGAAGAAAGAGAGGCCGGCGAUCACUCUGAACUUCCUCGUUCAGUUCUUUCUUCUAGCGCUCGUUGGGAUCACAGCGAACCAAGGAUUCUACUUGUUGGGACUUGACAACACUUCGCCGACAUUCGCAUCCGCGAUUCAGAACUCAGUCCCCGCCAUUACUUUUCUGAUGGCCGCCGUACUCAGGAUAGAGAAGGUGCGGUUGGACCGGAAGGACGGCAUCGCCAAGGUCCUGGGGACCGCGUUCUGCGUCGCGGGGGCCUCGGUGAUCACGCUGUACAAGGGGCCCACCAUAUACAGCCCGGCGCCGCCGCUUCAUGCGGCAGCGGGUCCAGUGUGGCGGCCGACGCUGGCGCUCGGGGACGCGGAGGGCAAGAACUGGACGCUGGGGUGCGUGUACCUGAUCGGCCACUGCCUGUCGUGGUCCGGGUGGCUGGUGCUGCAAGCGCCGGUGCUGAAGAAGUACCCGGCCCGCCUCUCCGUCACGUCCUACACCUGCUUCUUCGGCCUCCUCCAGUUCCUCGUCAUCUCGGCCUUCAUCGAGCGGAACGCCAGCGCUUGGCUCGUCCACACCGGGGCCGAGGUCUUCAGCAUCUUCUAUGCGGGAGUGGUCGCGUCGGGGAUCGCAUUCGCCGUGCAGAUAUGGUGCAUCGACAGAGGCGGCCCGGUGUUCGUGGCCGUGUACCAGCCCGUCCAGACCCUCGUCGUCGCCAUCAUGGCCUCCAUUGCCCUCGGCGAGCAGUUCUACUUGGGCGGGAUCAUAGGAGCGGUCCUGAUCAUAGCCGGGCUCUACUUGGUCCUAUGGGGGAAGAACGAGGAGCGCAAGUUCACCCUGGAGAAGGCCGCGAUCCAGUCCGCCCCAGAGCACGGCAACACCCGCCUGCCCGCCCACAUCAAGGCGCCGUCAUCCCUCGCUCAGCCCCUCCUCCCGCCGUCCACCGAGAACGUCUGACCGCCGUGGCGCUGACCCCUUUGACCAACCACAGGAGCUAAUAAAGCUUGUUGUGCUUGUGCUGUGUAAUGUAUUGGAGUCGCUUGUCCCUUUUUUUCUUUAAUUUUUCUUCUGUAUUUUUUUUAUUUUAUAUUUUCAUCUUUUGUUACCUUUGGGUUGCUAGUAGGAAGCGCAAAAAAAGCAGACAUAUUGGUACCCGAAUGUGGGGGUACCAAAAGGACUGAUUUUAAUGUUGCAUAAGGUUUUAUGUCUUGGUUCAUGGUCUUGGUCAAUCAACUAAAGAAAGUUGCACCUUAUUAUGGAA
Molecule: messenger RNA, 1561 nt
Organism: Syzygium oleosum
Lineage: Eukaryota; Viridiplantae; Streptophyta; Magnoliopsida; Myrtales; Myrtaceae
Product: protein WALLS ARE THIN 1-like
Exons: 6
Coding region: 91-1257 (388 amino acids)
Cellular component (GO): plasma membrane
Molecular function (GO): transmembrane transporter activity
Source: RefSeq, a predicted model, not a curated record